AUGAAUAUUGUUAGCAUGGAUGAUGCUGAGCCAAAAGAUUGGCAAUUCAGUGGUAGUAAUCUGAUAAAUGCAUCUAAUCGAAUUAUCGAUUCGUUCUGUGUUAGUGUUUGGGGUAAUCCUAUAAGUUUAUCAAACGUAGGCUUAUGUGGUACUAAUAUUCCAAUGAAUCCUGGUGCUGCAACUGUGUUGGAUUGGACUCAACCAAAUGCUAUGUCGAAAGGAGGCACUGGAGAGAAAGUUGGUGAUAUGAUGAACCCCUUUGCUAUUCCUAAUUCCUUUAAUACGUAUCACAACGGACUGAUCUUCGGAGAAUCACAAGAUGUAUUCGAUUCGCCUUCUACUGCAAUCAGUCAAAAGAAACAGAUGAGAAAUGCAGUUGAAAGUUCUGAUCAGGAUGUUCCUUUACCUCUUGAAUAUGAACACACAGAUAGAAGCCCCCUCAAGAAUGAUAAAAAUGUAAACUUUGUUAAGUCUCAGGGUGAAGCAAAGGAAUGUGUUGGCAUCUCUGAAAAUGAGUCUGAAUGUAGUGGACAUCAAGAAGAAGUGGAGGGUGGAUAUUCUUCUGCUAGGUGCCUUGGUUCAAGGAAAAGGAAAAGAAGUGGUCAGGAUGCAGAAUUUGAUCAAAUGAAUGGAGCACAACAACAACCAGCUGAACUGGCAAAAGAGCAAAACUUGAAUUCCAUUGCCUGCAGGCCUGGUGGAAAGAAUGAGGAUCCACCUAAAGAAGGCUACAUACAUAUCUGA
Solanum lycopersicum (tomato) is the source of this 744-nucleotide messenger RNA. The record is from RefSeq and is a predicted model, not a curated record. NCBI's taxonomy places the organism in Eukaryota, Viridiplantae, Streptophyta, Magnoliopsida, Solanales, Solanaceae.